UUCCCGCCGGGCCGGUUUGGCGGUUGCCAGGCGCCGAGUUCCGGCGGUGCCGGAUCGCCGGCGGCGCCGGGCGGGGGAUGCGGCGGGGCGGCGGCGGCACCGGGACAUGGAGCGGCGCUGAGGCGGCUCGGGCCGGCCGGGGGCGCGGGCACUGCGGCGCCGGGCGCGGGCCCAUGGUGGCCGGCGGCCGCUGAGCGCCGCGGCCGCGGAGGCAGCCCGGGCGGAGCCGCCCUGGGGUCCCGAGGGCGGAGGCCGGCGGGGGCCCCGGGCGGGGAACAAUGAAGCUGCUGAAGCCGACCUGGGUCAACCACAAUGGUGAGGGCCGGCCGGGCAGCAGGUGCCGCGGGCCGGCGGGGCAGCAGGUGCCGCGGGCCGGCCGGGCAGGAAAGCCAAUAUUUUCAGUGGACAUUCACCCAGAUGGGACCAAGUUUGCAACAGGAGGACAAGGUCAGGAUUCUGGCAAAGUUGUGAUCUGGAAUAUGGCUCCAGUCCUGAAAGAGGAAGAUGAAAAGAAUGAAAAUAUCCCCAAGAUGCUUUGUCAGAUGGACAAUCACUUAGCGUGUGUGAACUGUGUGCGAUGGUCAAACAAUGGCGUUUACUUGGCCUCGGGGGGAGAUGACAAGUUGAUUAUGGUGUGGAAACGAGCUGCGUACAUUGGACCUAGCACUGUGUUUGGUUCUAGUAGCAAACUUACUAAUGUUGAGCAGUGGAGGUGUGUGUCGAUUCUCAGAAGCCAUUCAGGGGAUGUGAUGGAUGUAGCAUGGUCUCCACAUGAUGCCUGGCUGGCAUCCUGUAGUGUUGAUAACACUGUUGUCAUCUGGAAUGCUGUCAAAUUCCCAGAAAUUCUUGCCACUUUGAAGGGGCAUUCUGGCUUGGUGAAAGGGCUGACCUGGGAUCCAGUUGGGAAAUACAUUGCUUCUCAGGCUGAUGAUCGCAGUUUGAAGGUGUGGCGGACCAUGGACUGGCAGCUGGAAACCAGCAUCACAAAGCCCUUCGAUGAGUGUGGAGGGACGACUCACGUGCUGCGCCUCAGCUGGUCACCCGAUGGUCACUACCUUGUUUCUGCUCAUGCCAUGAACAAUUCUGGACCCACUGCUCAGAUCAUUGAGAGGGAUGGAUGGAAAACCAACAUGGAUUUUGUAGGGCAUCGGAAGGCAGUUACAGUAGUGAAAUUCAAUCCAAAAAUCUUCAAAAAGAAACAAAAGAAUGGGAGCUCCACCAAGUCAAGUUGUCCCUACUGCUGUUGUGCUGUUGGUAGCAAAGAUCGAUCUCUUUCUGUCUGGCUCACGUGUCUGAAGCGACCUUUAGUUGUCAUACAUGAGCUGUUUGACAAGUCAAUCAUGGACAUCUCCUGGACCCUUAAUGGACUGGGAAUUCUGGUGUGUUCCAUGGAUGGAUCAGUGGCAUUUUUGGACUUUUCCCAAGAUGAACUUGGGGAUCCACUCAGUGAGGAGGAAAAGAGCAACAUUCACCAGUCCACCUAUGGCAAAAGCCUGGCCAUCAUGACUGAGGCUCAGCUGUCCACCACCAUCAUUGAGAAUCCAGAGAUGCUCAAGUACCAGCAGAGGCAGCAGCAGGGGGAGCAGAAGAACGCGUCCAUUCGGGAGGGCUCUGGGAAUGCCACAGCGCCCAAGGUGGCAAGCAUGGUUAACGGGGAGAGCCUGGAGGACAUCAGGAAGAAUCUCUUGAAAAAGCAAGUUGAAACGCGAACUGCAGAUGGUCGGAGAAGGAUCACACCUCUCUGCAUAGCUCAACUGGACACUGGGGAUUUUUCUACAGCCUUUUUCAAUAGCAUCCCAAUAUCUGGAACUCUGUCUGGCUCAAUGAUGUCUUCUCAAAGUAACCAGCAGCUCAUGUCACUGGAUUCUAACGCAGCAAAUUCCCUUAAUACUUCAAAGCCUUCUGUAGAGCCAACAGCAGCCAGUAUAAAACCAACAGAUGAUGCAGCCAAUAAAGAUGGUGUAAAUGCUACCUCUGCCUCAGCUGCUCCUUCUGCAUCGUCUUCCUCCGUGUUGACAACUCCAUCCAAGAUUGAGCCCAUGAAAGCGUUUGAUUCUCGAUUCACAGAACGAUCCAAAGCCACCUCAGGGACUGCUGUUGUAACAAACACAAAUCAGACUGUUGUGGACAGACUUCUUUUUUACAGACUGAAGGAUCAGAAUUUAAUUAAAGACAAUAAGCCCAAGGAUAUUCUGGAGAGCAGCAGUGACAGUGAAGAGAAGAUUCCAGCUGUUAAACCACUGAGUGUACCCAAACGGAAACUGGAACUUGAGGGAGAAACAGUAGAAAAGAAGAAAAAGGGAAGGCCUCGGAAAGACUCCAGACUUGUACCAGUAACUUUAACUGUUCAGUCCCCCGCUGCACUGGCCUCUGAGAAGGAUGCUGCUUGCAUCUCUGCACCAGCAUUAGCACUUAAACUGCCAACCCCAAUCCCACAGAAAUCGUUUACUUUGCAAAUAAGUUCAGACCCAUCAAUGUACCUGGAAGUGGAGAAUGAAAUGACCACAGUGGGGGGCUCAAAGUUGAGCAGGUUAAAGUGUAAUCGAGAAGGGAAGGAGUGGGAGACAGUCCUCACCAGUCGCAUCCUCGCUGCAGCAGGAAGCUGUGAGAUUGUGACUGUGGCCUGUGAGAAACGAACACUGUCAGUAUUUUCAGCUUGUGGCCGUCGCCUUCUUCCUCCCAUCGUGCUGAACACACCCAUUUCCACCCUGCACUGCACAGGUUCUUGCAUCAUGGCUCUCACCACUGCUGCUACUCUCUCUGUUUGGGAUGUUCACAAGCAGAUAGCCAUUGUUAGAGAUGAGUCUUUGCAAACAAUAUUUUCAGGAAGUGAUGCAACUGUGUCUCAGAUCUUGCUGACUCAGCAUGGGAUUCCUGUCAUGAGCAUGUCUGAUGGGAAGGCAUACUGCUUUAAUCCUUCUCUUUCUACCUGGAACCUUGUUUCUGACAAACAGGACUCUCUGGCACAAUGUGCAGACUUCAGGACCAGUUUGCCCUCCCAGGAAGCCAUGCUGUGCUCUGGGCCCUUGGCUGUCAUACAGGGACGCACCUCAAAUUCAGGAAGGCAAGCUGCAAGAUUGUUCUCCAUGCCUCAUUUAGUGCAACAAGAAACAACCCUUGCAUACCUGGAGAACCAGAUAGCAGCAGCACUUAUCUUACAGUCCAGUCACGAGUAUCACCACUGGCUCCUUAUCUAUGCACGGUACCUAGUUAAUGAAGGGUUUGAAUAUCGUUUGCGAGAAUUAUGCAAGGAUUUACUGGGUCCAGUCCAUUACUCAGCUGGAAGUCAGUGGGAAUCAACAGUUAUGGGUUUACGGAAGAGAGAACUAUUGAAAGAGCUUCUUCCUGUUAUUGGACAGAACCUCCGCUUCCAGAGGCUUUUCACAGAGUAUCAAGAGCAGCUGGACAUCUUGAGAGACAAGUAGCAUGUCCCCAGAUUUUCCCUGUGGGGCCUGGAAUGAGAGAAACUGCUGAACAGCAUUAACCCGAGACAAAAGGAGCGAGAGCCCGGCCAGUGGGGACACUCCUGAAGAAGGGCUGUGCACAGAGGUCCCAGCAGAUUCCUGGAAGUGCUGAGUGGAGGAGCUCGACAGUUUCCCAAGUGGAACUUGACCAUUGAAGCUGUGACCUCUGUUUCUAUGGAAAGUCAUGGAUAUGUACUUCAGGGGGAUCCUUUUGGAUCUGGAUCUCAUUUAAUAUUAAAACUAGCUGAGAACUGUU
Messenger RNA from Prinia subflava (tawny-flanked prinia), 3720 nucleotides. RefSeq names its product protein HIRA. The record is from RefSeq and is a predicted model, not a curated record. Lineage: Eukaryota; Metazoa; Chordata; Aves; Passeriformes; Cisticolidae. The transcript is spliced from 25 exons. Gene Ontology annotation, biological process: chromatin remodeling; DNA-templated transcription; regulation of DNA-templated transcription. Gene Ontology annotation, molecular function: nucleosome binding; protein binding. The coding region runs from base 279 to 3425 and encodes 1048 amino acids. Gene Ontology annotation, cellular component: nucleus; HIR complex; chromatin.